Messenger RNA from Sporothrix brasiliensis 5110, 1122 nucleotides. RefSeq names its product nudix domain containing protein. Bases 1 to 1122 code for a protein of 373 amino acids. Gene Ontology annotation, molecular function: hydrolase activity, acting on acid anhydrides, in phosphorus-containing anhydrides. The record is from RefSeq and is a predicted model, not a curated record. The transcript is spliced from 2 exons. Lineage: Eukaryota; Fungi; Ascomycota; Sordariomycetes; Ophiostomatales; Ophiostomataceae. Gene Ontology annotation, cellular component: mitochondrion.
AUGCCUACCGACCACAAGAACAACAAGAAGACCGGCGGCCCGCCCAGCAUCCCGGCCCCCAGUGCCAGCGUCGUCGUCAUCUCCCCCCAGAACGAGAUUCUGCUGUUGCACCGCCGACAGUCGGGCACGUUUUCGUCGGCCCACGUCUUCCCGGGUGGCAACCUCAGCCCCUUCCACGAGGGCAGCACGACCCCGGCCGUCGACAGCCCCGAGCGCCACGUGGACGGGCCGGCGUACCGCUUGGCCGCCAUCCGCGAGACCUUUGAAGAGAGCGGCGUGCUGCUGGCGCGGGCGGCCGGCCAGGCGGCGGCUGCGCCCACCGAGAACCGCGCACUCCUUCACGUUGAGGAGGCGGCGAGCAAGAAGGCGCGCGUCGGCGUGGCCAACGACAAGGUCCGCUUCGAGGACUGGCUGUCGAGCGUUGGCGGGGUUGCUGACUGUGAAAACUUGAUACCAUUCACGCGGUGGCUGACGCCGCCCAACCUCAAACGCCGGUACACGACGCAAAUGUACCUGUAUUUCCUGCCCCUCGUCGACCAUACAAAGACGACGUCCGCGGCCGGUGCCGCCGCCGGUAUUGACAGCAACAACAACGGCGGCGCGUCUGCCGACCAGGCCGAGGUCACCGAGGCCGAAUGGGCCAGCGCUGCGUCCUGGAUCGCCCGUGCCCGCAACAACGACAUCAUCCUCUUCCCGCCCCAGCUCUACAUCCUGUCGCUGCUGGCGCCGCUCCUCCGGGGCCCCGCCGCCUUGUCGGCCGGCAAUGCCGACGUGUCGCCCGCCGAACACUACGCCGCCGAGCGGCGCAAGGUCGCCGCGUUCCUCCACGACGGCCCCGCGCCCGGCGAGGACAAGGCCACGUUUGUGCCCUGGGCCGACCGCGUCAUCAGCCCCCGCGUCGUUGGCAAACUGGCCGACGACGCCCGGGGGCGCUCGGUCAUGACCCUCGACUAUCCCGGCCCGGAACUGAAAAAUAGCGGCCGCGGUGGCGAUUCGCACCGGGUGGUUGUCGUCGGGAACAUGCCGCCCGGUCCUCCGCGCGAUCUGGAACUUGCGCUGCGGGCCGACGUGAUGCCGCAGGUGGUGGCCAAGCCCAAGAUCCAAGCGACGGGCAAGCUGUAG